Paramecium pentaurelia is the source of this 1412-nucleotide messenger RNA. The record is from the annotation of a GenBank genome assembly. NCBI's taxonomy places the organism in Eukaryota, Ciliophora, Oligohymenophorea, Peniculida, Parameciidae.
AUGUCAAUCAAAUAAGAAUUAAAUAGUAUAUUAGAAAUUAAUUUAAAAGAAAUAGAGAAACAUUUAGAUGUAUAUAUUUAUUAAUUUGAUACUUUUAGUGUUCUUUUGAUAAAAUUAACAAUUUUAUAGAUUAAAUAUUCAUUCUAGACUUUCCAAUUUAUAAGUUUAAUAAUCAACAAUAAGAAUCAUAAUUACCAAAAGUUAAUGAAUUCAAAUUAAUUGAUUAAUCUUAAUUUUAAUCAUAGAUUAUUUAAGAAUUGCAACCAUUAAUAAAUAAUUAAAUUAAACAUUAACUUUAAAUUCAAUUAUAAUAAAAUUAAGAUCAUUAAUAUUAAUAAUAAUAAUAAUAAUAAUAAUAAUAAUAAUAAUAAUAAUAAUAAUAAUAAUAAUAAUAAUAAUAAUAAUAAUAAUAAUAAUAAUAAUAAUUAAUUCAAUCUUAAUUUAAUAUUAAAUCAUUUAAUUAUUAGAUAAUUAAUCAUAAUUCUAUUAAAUAAAAACAAGAAUAUUGUUGUGCAGUUGCUUUUAAUAAAGUUUGCUCAAUUGUAGCAGCUGGAUGUAACAAUUUAAUAAAAAUAUAUGAAUUCAAACAAGGAAUGUUGAAAUAAAAUCAAAUCUUAAAUGAUCAUAACAAUUUGGUUAGCACUUUAAAUUUCAUGAAAAAAUCCAAUUAGUUUAUAUCUGGAGAUAAUAAUGGAUUUAUUAUGAUAUGGUAGAAUAAUAAUAAUACUAAUUAAUGGAUUUGUUCAUAAACACUUAAAGCACAUAACGAUCGUAUAAAUUGUUUAAUUAUGAAUAAUAAUGAAGAUAUUAUAAUAUCUAGUAGUAAUGAUUUUACUAUUAAGUUUUGGAUUAAACAAAAUGAAUGGAUCUGUUAAUAAACUAUUACAGAUCAUAAGCAUUAGGUUUAUUAAUUAAAUAUAAAUGAAUAAUAAAAUAAAGUUAUUUCAUGUGGACGGGAUCAAUUAAUAUUAAUAAUAGAAUAUUCAGAAUAUAAUAAAAAGUGGAUGGUAAUAUAAAAUAUUAAAGUUGAUUGUUAAGGAUAUCGAUUAUGUUUUAUCAAUGAUAAUCUUUUCACAUUUCAACCAAAGAAAGGCAAUUUAAUACAUUUCUAUGAGAUGAAUAGUGUAAGUAAAUAAUUCAUUAAAACUAAAAAUAUUACUGUAAAUCAAGGUGAUGAUGGUUGUGCAUUUUUCCCAUAAUAAUAUAUAAAAUCAAAAUAUUUACUUGUUAGUAAGCAUAAUUAGAAUAUCAAUUUAAUAAGAAAGCUAGAAAAUGAUGAAUUUAAAGUUGAAUAAUCUAUUUAAUUUGGUAGUAAUUGUUUAUUUGGAUAAAUAAGUGAUGAUGGAGAGUAUUUGAUUACUUGGGAUCAUUCAUCUAAAGAAAUAUAAAUUAGAAAAUACACCGAAGAAUGA